AUGCCUGCAGGGAAACCUUCUGGUCUGAAGACUGCGCGCAAGCUCAGAGACCAUCGCCGGACUCAGAGAUGGUCAGAUAAAGCAUACAAAAAAGCUCAUAUUGGAACAAGGUGGAAAGCGAAUCCUUUCAAGGGUGCCUCACACGCAAAGGGUGUUGUACUUGAAAAGCUAAACAACCGAAUUCUGCCAUUCGUAAAUGUGUAA
This is a messenger RNA of Schistosoma rodhaini, 204 nucleotides long. NCBI's taxonomy places the organism in Eukaryota, Metazoa, Platyhelminthes, Trematoda, Strigeidida, Schistosomatidae. The record is from the annotation of a GenBank genome assembly.